Messenger RNA from Puccinia triticina, 4446 nucleotides. RefSeq lists its product as uncharacterized. Gene Ontology annotation, cellular component: membrane. The transcript is spliced from 19 exons. Gene Ontology annotation, biological process: transmembrane transport. Bases 1 to 4446 code for a protein of 1481 amino acids. The record is from RefSeq and is a predicted model, not a curated record. Gene Ontology annotation, molecular function: ATP hydrolysis activity; ABC-type transporter activity; ATP binding. Lineage: Eukaryota; Fungi; Basidiomycota; Pucciniomycetes; Pucciniales; Pucciniaceae.
AUGCCUUUGGAUCAGCCUGAUGCCGGCGAAAUUCAUCUCGAGACCCCGGACGUGGAUGCCACUGCGCAGAACUCUAAUCUGACGCUCAGCUCUCACUCAAGUUCCAUUGACACUCAUAACGGGCGUAUCGAGCUGGGUGGAAGCCAAAAAGAUCUUCGACCAGACGAAGAUCCUCCAGUCGAAUCCAAGGUUGAUGUCGAGCAGGCAGAGAAAAGUUUUGCCGACUUGCGGCGUCAGCUCACACAAGCUUCUUCCGCACAUUUAUCAGUCCAGGGAAAAGCGAAAGAUCUGGAGAAGCAAGCCGGUCAUGUGGCAUUUGACCUGUUGGAAUAUCUCCGGCCACCUUCCCAGACUCAAGAUGGAAAUAGCGUGCAUCCCAAAACAUUAGGUGUCGUCUUUGAAAACCUCGGGGUCCUCGGCGCCGGGGGAAUGAAACUUCCAAUUAGGACUUUUCCAGAUGCCCUUAUGGGCCUUUUCAUGGCUCCGGUCGUAGCGGUUAUGAUGAGAUUGAAAAGCUUUCCACCAAAACAGAUUCUCCAUCCGAUGAGCGGUUUCCUGAAACCCGGAGAGAUGUGUUUAGUCUUGGGGCGGCCCAAUAGUGGAUGCUCGACGUUUUUGAAGGCGAUCGCUAAUCAAAGAAUCGGUUUCAUCCGGGUUGAUGGAGAUGUCACUUACGGCGGUCUACCUGCUGGCGUAAUGGCAAAACAGUUCAAGGGAGAGGUAGUCUAUAAUCCGGAGGAUGAUAUACACCUCCCCACGCUAACUGUGGCACAGACACUUAAGUUCGCUCUAUCCACGAAAGCUCCAGCACGUCUCUUACCCCACAUAAGCAAGGAUGCAUUCAUUGAGAAAGUCAUGGAUAUCUUUCUUCAGAUGCUAGGAAUCAGUCAUACCAAAAACACCAUGGUCGGAGACGCGCACGUGCGAGGGGUUUCUGGAGGUGAGCGCAAGCGCGUUUCGAUAGCCGAAAUGAUGGCCACACGUGCAUGCGUAUUGUCAUGGGAUAAUUCCACACGGGGGCUUGAUGCGUCGACUGCCCUGGAAUAUGCAAAAUCUCUUCGAAUUCUAGCAAAUCUAUUUUCUGCCACAAUAUUUGUUACCUUGUACCAAGCUGGUGAAGGCAUCUACGAACAAUUCGACAAAGUUCUGCUACUUAACGAGGGAAGAAUGGCUUAUUUCGGUCCAGCUAAAGAAGCACGCCCCUACUUGAUCGGUCUCGGCUACAAGAAUUUACCUCGACAAACCACAGCAGAUUAUCUCACUGGCUGCACAGACCCGAAUGAGCGACAGUUUCAGGAUGGAAUCGAUACUCAAAAGAUCCCUCAAUCACCCGAAGAAAUGAACCUGGCUUACCUCAGCAGCAGUAUUUAUCAAAGGAUUGAACAAGAAAGAGUUGAUUAUAAAAAAUAUCUAGCACAAGAGCUGCGGCACCAAAAUGAUUUCAAGGAGGCCGUUAAGCAAGACCAGGGGAAAGGUGUUCGAAAGAAGUCACCCUACACAGUUAACCUAAUAACCCAGCUACAAGCCUUGAUCGUUCGUGAUAUCCAGCUCACUCUGCAAGAUAGGAAAAGUCUUGUCUUUGAAUGGGCGACUGCGAUAUUACUAGCUAUCGUGAUCGGUAGCGUUUUUUUGAAUCAACCGAUGACGACUGCUGGCGCCUUUACCAGGGGGGGAGUGAUUUUUAUGGGACUUUUAUUCAAUGUCUUUAUGUCUUUCUCAGAACUUCCCAAACAAAUGUUAGGGCGGCCUAUCAUGUGGCGGCAAACCUCUUUUUGCUUUUAUCGUCCUGGAGCACGUGCGUUGGCCGGUGCUAUAGCGGAGAUCCCAUUUUCAUUACCGAAGGUCUUCGUUUUUUCGUUCAUUCUUUACCUGAUGACCAACUUGACUCGUACUGCUUCAGCCUUCUUUACUUACUGCUUGAUCGUUUACAUGGGUUACUACACGCUCAGCUGUUUUUUCAAAGUUUUGGGAGCGAUCUCUUUCAGCUUCGACACGGCUUCAAGAUUGGCCAGCUCUUUGGUCAUACUAAUGACAAUCUAUAGUGGAUACAUGAUUCCAAGACGCUCUAUGAAGGAUUGGCUUAUUUGGAUUUAUUAUAUGAACCCAGUCAAUUACGCAUUUUCAGCAUUGAUGGGAAAUGAGUUUGGCCGAAUUAGUUUAGCUUGCACAGGCGAUUCAAUUGCCCCGCGUGGUCCGGGCUAUCCAGCAGGCAUUGGUGCGAAUCAAGCAUGCACUGUCCUGGGUUCGAGGCCUGGAAGCCCAAUCGUUAUCGGUGAAGAUUACAUCCGGAGCAAUUUCUCAUAUUCUGAAUCGCAUGUUUGGAGAAAUUUUGUUAUUGUGUGCGCCUUCGCUGCUCUUUUCCUCAUCCUUCUCUUCAUCGCAGUCGAAACUUUGGCGCUUGGGUCUGGAAGUCCAGCCAUCAAUGUAUUCGCACAAGAGAACGAAGAACGCAAGAAGCUGAACGCAAAACUACAAGAACGAAAGCAAGAUUUUCGUUCUGGAAAGGCCACGCAAGACUUGUCAGGUUUGAUACAGACUCGCAAGCCCUUCACAUGGGAAGACUUGUCCUACAGCGUUUCCGUUCCUGGUGGCCAAAAGAAAUUGCUCACCAACAUUUACGGAUAUGUCAAGCCGGGAACUCUGACCGCCUUGAUGGGAUCCUCCGGAGCCGGCAAAACCACCUUACUAGAUGUAUUGGCAGAUCGCAAAACGACAGGUGUCAUUAGCGGUGAGAUUUGCAUAGCUGGCCAAAAGCCCGGUGCAGACUUUCAGAGAGGAACUGCGUAUUGUGAGCAGCAAGAUGUUCAUGAGUGGACGGCCACCGUGCGUGAAGCCAUGCGAUUUUCGGCGUAUCUUCGUCAACCUGCAGAGGUAUCAAUUGAAGAAAAAAACAAAUACGUCGAAGAGAUGAUUCAACUUCUCGAGCUCGAGGAUCUCGCUGAUGCCAUGAUUGGAUUUCCCGGGUUUGGCCUUGGAGUGGAAGCCCGAAAAAGACUGACCAUUGGUGUUGAGCUGGCGGCCAAACCACAGCUACUUUUGUUUCUGGACGAGCCUACGUCUGGUCUUGAUGGGCAAAGUGCCUACAAUAUUGUCCGUUUUCUACGCAAGUUGGCUACCGCGGGCCAGGCUAUCCUGUGUACAAUCCACCAGCCAAACGCCCUGCUAUUUGAAAAUUUCGAUCGUUUACUUUUGCUCAAAAAGGGUGGUCGAUGCGUUUACUUUGGUGAUAUCGGACGUGAUUCACACGUUAUCCGGUCCUAUUUCGAGAAAAACGGAGCGAAAUGUCCAGAAGAUGGCAAUCCUGCGGAGUUUAUGCUUGAGGCUAUUGGCGCUGGGACGUCUGCUCAACACGGCGGUACGAAAGAUUGGGCAGAUCGCUGGGUGGAAUCCCUCGAACAUGCUGAGAAUAUGCGUGAAAUAAAACGUCUGAAGGAAGAGUCGCUGAAAGAACAAACUCAUCAAGGGCCCUCCCUCAAAGAAAUGAAAUAUGCUACCUCAUUCGCCUAUCAAUUAAAAACUGUUGUCGACCGGACUAAUUUGAGCUUCUAUCGCAAUGCAGAUUAUGAAGUCACGCGGGUAUUUAAUCACGUCGCCAUAGCCCUCAUUACAGGCCUUACGUUUUUACGCCUAUCCGACGGAGUGGGAGAUCUUCAGAAUCGCAUCUUUGCCGCUUUCCAAGUGGUCAUUUUGAUUCCCCUGAUCACGGCUCAAGUGGAGCCCACGUUCAUAAUGGCUCGGGAUAUAUAUCUGAGAGAAUCUUCGUCUAAAAUGUAUACGCCUGUGGCGUUCGGGGUUGCCCAGUUUUUGGCUGAAAUGCCAUACUCUUUGGUGUGCGCGAUCGUCUUCUACAUUCUAUGGUACUUUCUUGUGGGAUUUCAAAGCGAUAGUGAUCGAGCAGGUUACGCAUUUCUCAUGGUCGUCGCACUCGAGACAUAUGCAGUAACUUUGGGGCAAGCUAUCGCUGCUCUAUCUCCGAGCAUGUUUAUCGCCGCCAAAGCCAAUCCCCCCGUGAUCGUCAUAUUGACCUUGUUUUGCGGCGUCACUGUGCCGAAGGCUCGACUGCCUGGUUUCUGGAGAGUAUGGUUGUAUGAAUUAAACCCCAUCACCCGAUUCAUCUCAGGAACGAUUUCCAACGAGAUGCACGACUUGCCCAUUAUCUGUAGCUCCGAAGAAUACACGACUUUCCAACCGCCCAGUGGUCAGACUUGCGCACAAUGGGCGGGCCCAUUUGUAAAUUCUUUUGGUGGAUACUUACUCGACGAUACAGUCCGAUCCGAUUGCAAGUACUGUCAAUUCUCCAAUGGAAAUGAAUAUUUGAGGAUUAAUGACAUGAGAUUUGAAGACCGAUGGAGGGAUUUUGGAAUCUUCGUGGUUUAUAUUGCUGCCAACCUGGUGGUGAUCGUCUUAGGCUCCCGCUUUCUGACCCACAUCUAUGCCAAGCGAUAA